GGGAAUUUUAAAUAUGAUAUGUCAUUUUGCAGCAGAAAACAAUGACAGACAAACAUCACAUAUUGGGUAUGGUAGCCAGGUGAACAUAUGAGAUGACCAGAUCGGGCAACCCCACUGCUAAGAAAGACUCUAACUUGAUACAGAAUUACAGUGCAACAGUAGAAUUAUUCUUGUACUCCUUAAUUAUAACCUUCCUGUAUUGUACAUCGAAUUUUCCACCAACUGGUAGUACAUUAAUACAAUAAAGCUACACAUGAGUUGUUCUACCGCUUAAUGCUAAACUAUCUUCGAUACCUGGUUGUAUAUUACUUUUAAUCUGAUGUAUCAUGAUCUGGCUGGGUCUUUUUCACAAGUUUUCUCAUUCAGACAUGAUAUCUGUAAGUUAAUUAGGAGCAAUUCUUGGACAUACACAACUGAGGAAACAAUGUGAUAAAAUCAGCCAGGUAAGAGGGCUGGAGAGUUUGAAUAUGUAGUUUCUUUUAUCUAACAAAACCAUUCGUUCACUUGCAGGUGUAAGUAUUAAUAAUUUCGUCAAAACCUGGAACAGGAAAGAGACAUAAAAUUGAUUUCUACAAGGCAAUUGCUGCUUCAGAUCAGACAGGGACACAAGGAUGGCUGCAAUAUCAAGACGAAUAUAAUCCCUAUCUCAAAAACCUUUCUUAAUUUUUCCACAUGUGCAGGCGCUGCGGGGUGAUUAAACCAACCUUCUGCAAUGUAAAGCUUCAAUGGUUCCAACAGCUAGAAACUAACCGGGUUCGAUGAUGACCAAAAUGAUAACGGUAUCUCCAUUCCAAGUCCGAGUAGCGCAUUAUAAUGAUAUUUCCACCAAAACAUCACCAAGCAGUGCAUGUACCCCACUAUGGCUACCACCCAAGAGGAGUUGUUGGGUGUUGUCGACUCUGCGCCACUGCCUCCGUCCGUAGUCCUCGACCUUCCCCCGAUGACCCACGGUGACUCAAAGCGGCCACAGGAUGACCUGUCCAUGGCAUACAUCUCGCGCAUGCUAAUGGAGGAUGACAUCAUUGACAAGUUCUCCUACCAGUACCCUGAGCACCUGAAGCUGCUGCAGGCCGAGCAACCAUUUGCCCAGAUUCUCUCUGCCGAUGCCACCACCUCAUCCAAUGUUGAGGAGUCAUCGGGAUCUGACGUGCUGGCCUCUGCCUUGCUUCCCAGCAAGGUGCAGGAUUCAGCUGCCUUGUCGAAUAGCACAGGUGCAGCACAGUCCAGCAGUACACUAUUUCCUAGUGAGAGCAGCACCAACAUGGACAUGCUGUCAAGCAUGGCAUUCUAUAAAGGCAUGGAGGAGGCCAACAUGUUCUUGCCCAGAUGUAAUAGGAUGGUGGAUGGUAGAGGGCGUAAGAACAGGUUUGACAUGGAUGGUGAGAUGGAAGGCGGCAUGGGCAGGAGCAGCAAGCAAAUAGUGCUGGUGCAUACUGAUUCGGCAGAGGAGACCACCGCGCUCAAGAAGUUGGACCGACUCGUCCUCUAUGGCUCUGACACGUGUUCCGGUGAGAUGCAGGAGAUACUCAUCAACAAGGAGAAGAUGGCAGCAGAGAAGAGCAUCCGCAGGCGUGGGAGAGGCAGUGCGAGGCAGAUGGUGGUGACUGACCUAGAAACGCUACUGAUCCGCUGUGCAGAAGCAAUGACCAGCAACGACCGACGCAGCGCGAGUGAGCUGCUAGAGCGGAUCAAGCGGUACUCCUCGCCGACGGGGGACGCUAGGCAGCGGCUGGCACAUUACUUCGCCCAGGGACUGGAGGCACGGCUGGUUGGCACAGGGAGCCAACUCUACCGCUCGUGCAUGGGGAGGCGCACCAGUAUUGUAGAGCUCAUUAAGGCGUAUCAUCUGUACAACGCCACCUGCUGCUUUGUCAAGAUGGCAAUGCUCUUUUCCAACAAGACCAUCUACAAUGCCGUUGCAGGGAGGAGGAAACUGCAUAUUGUGCACUAUGGCAUCAACAGCGGAUUGCAGUGGCCGAAAUUGAUCCGGUGGCUGGCGGAAAGGGAGGGUGGGCCACCGGAGAUAAGGAUCACCGGCAUCAACAUGCCUCAGCCAGGGUUCAAUCUGGCAGAGCAAAUCAAGGAAACAGGGCAACGGCUAAGCAAUUAUGCUAGCAAGUUCGGUGUGUCAUUCAAGUUCCAUGCUAUCAUAGCCAAGCUAGAGGCUGUCCAUGCUGAGGACCUGCACAUCGAUCCCGAUGAGGUGCUCAUUGUGAAUAGCUUAUUCCAGUUCAGGAUCUUGAUGGAUGAGAGCCUCAGCUUUGACAACGUAAGCCCAAGGGACAUGGUGCUCAACAAUAUCAGGAAGAUGAAGCCGUCCAUGUUCAUCCAUGGUAUCGCCAAUGGAUCGCACAGCGCUGCAUUCUUCAUGACGCGGUUCCGCCAAGCGUUAUCCCACUUCACGGCGUUGUUCGACAUGAUGGAGACCAUCAUGCAAGGGAACUAUGACAAGAGAUUGCGGGUGGAGCGGGCCAUUUUUGCUUGGUGUGCCAUCAACAUGAUAGCCUGUGAAGGCGUAGACCGGGUGGAGCGCCCUCAGAACUACAGGGAGUGGCAGGUGCGGAAGAACCGGGCAGGGCUGAGGCAGUUGCCAUUGGACUCUGAUACUGUUCUGAUGCUCAAGAACGAAGUGAAGAAUCAGUACCACAAGCAUUUCAUGAUCGACGAGGAUCACCGUUGGGUUCUGCAGGGAUGGAAAGGCCGGGUUCUCUAUGCCCUGUCAACAUGGGCAGCUGAUGAUGCUGGUGGUUCUGAAUUGUCAUAGAUAUAAAUAGAUAGAGUGCCGAUGGAUAUACAUUUGAUCUGGUGCUUGUGUGUAAUGUACGGCAUAGUAUAUAGCUUUUUCAUCAGCUUUGCUACGUGUUUGUCUGCUGCAGAUGUGUUUGCUGUUAUUCUCUUCUGUAUCUUGUCCAUGUUGUCAAGUUUAA
Molecule: messenger RNA, 2927 nt
Organism: Brachypodium distachyon (stiff brome)
Lineage: Eukaryota; Viridiplantae; Streptophyta; Magnoliopsida; Poales; Poaceae
Product: scarecrow-like protein 33
Exons: 1
Coding region: 848-2764 (638 amino acids)
Biological process (GO): regulation of DNA-templated transcription
Cellular component (GO): nucleus
Molecular function (GO): sequence-specific DNA binding; DNA-binding transcription factor activity
Source: RefSeq, a predicted model, not a curated record